CCGGCACCAGCGGCGCAGCCAGCCACCCGCUCUCUCCCCCGUCCGCACGCACUUUUAAAUACGCCACCGUGCCCCUCCUCCCCCGUCAGCCAGGCAGUCACACACAACACACGGCGCUCCCCUGAGACUGAGAGCCUUCCUGAACGGCCUCCUCUCUUCAUCCGGCAGUUCAGAGUUUCAGACUUUGAGAGUUCACACACACACGCACGCCGCGGCUUGAUGGCGGGCGGCGCCAUGGAGGACGGAACGCGGGAGGUGGAGCGGUGGGAGGGGUACGUGGACUGGAGGAGCCGGCCGGCGGUGAAGGGCCGGCACGGCGGCAUGGUCGCCGCCUCCUUCGUGCUGGUUGCGGAGGUGCUUGAGAACCUGGCGUUCCUGGCGAACGCGAGUAACCUGGUGACGUACCUGAUGAAGUCCAUGCACUACUCGCCGGCGCAGUCGGCCACGACGGUGACCAACUUCAUGGGGACGGCCUUCCUGCUCGGCCUCUUCGGCGGCUUCCUCUCCGACGCCGUCUGCACCACCUACGCCGUCUACCUCAUCAGCGCCUUCGUCGAGUUCAUGGGUUUGGUGGUCCUGACGAUCCAGGCGCGGUCACCGUCGCUGAUGCCGCCGGAAUGCAUCAAGGCUGUCGGCGCGGCGCCGUGCGAGCCCGUGUCGGGGAGCAAGAAGGCGAUGCUGUUCGUGGGGCUGUACAUGACGGCUCUGGGCAUCGGCGGCAUCAAGGGCUCCCUGCCGUCGCACGGCGCGGAGCAGUUCGACGAGCACACGCCGCGCGGCCGCAAGGGCCGCUCCACCUUCUUCAACUACUUCGUCUUCUGCCUCUCCUGCGGCGCGCUCAUCGCCGUCACCUUCGCCGUGUGGGUCGAGGACAACAAGGGGUGGCAGUGGGGGUUCGGCAUCUCCACCAUCGCCAUCCUGCUCUCCAUCCCGGUCUUCGCCGCCGGCUCCAAGUUCUACCGCAGCAAGGUGCCCACGGGCAGCCCGCUCGUCACCAUCGGCAAGGUCCUGCUCGCGGCCGCGUCCGCGCGCCGCGGGGGCACGCAGAGCGCCAGCAACGGCGCCGUCAUCGACCGCGCGCCCAGUCCCACGGGGAGCACCGACAUGAAGGAGUACUGCAAGCCCGGGAACACAUGCGCAGCCGCCGACGAGGUGACGGAGCCGUCCCAGGAGCUGAGCGGCUUGAACCGAGCGGUGCAGUGCCAGCCGCGGCACAGGACCCUGGCGUGCACGGUGCAGGAGGUGGAGGACGUCAAGAUCGUGCUCAUGGUGCUCCCCAUCUUCCUCUCCACCAUCAUGCUCAACUGCUGCCUGGCCCAGCUCUCGACCUUCUCCGUGGAGCAGGCGGCGACGAUGAACACCCACGUCGGGGGCCUCAAGGUGCCGCCGGCGUCUCUGCCGGUGUUCCCCGUCACGUUCAUCAUACUCCUGGCGCCCAUCUACGACCACAUCAUCGUCCCGUUCGCGCGGCGAGUAACCGGGACGGAGAUGGGCAUCACCCACCUCCAGCGCAUCGGCACCGGGCUGGUCCUCUCCAUCGUGGCCAUGGCGGUGGCCGCCGUCGUCGAGGUGAAGCGCAAGAACGUGGCCACCGACGCCGGCAUGAUGGACUCCGCGGCGCCGCUGCCCAUCACAUUCUUCUGGAUCGCGUUCCAGUACCUGUUCCUGGGGUCUGCGGACUUGUUCACGCUGGCGGGCCUGCUGGAGUUCUUCUUCAGCGAGGCGCCGCCGCGGAUGCGGUCGCUGGCGACGUCGCUGUCGUGGGCGUCGCUGGCGCUGGGGUACUACCUGAGCUCGGUGCUGGUGACGGUGGUGAACAGCGCGACGGGGCGCGGCGGGCACCGGGCGUGGCUGGAGGGGGCGAGCCUGAACCACUACCACCUCGAGCGGUUCUACUGGCUCAUGUGCGUGCUCAGCGCGCUCAACUACGUCUUCUUCUUGGUGCUGGCCAUCCGGUACAAGUACAGAAACGCUGGGGUGAUCAAGGGGUGAUGAGAAUGAGAUACAGCUUGUAAUGUAGGGCGUCGGUGAAGGUGCUCAAUUAUCUGGUGGCAAGGUAAAUUUAUGGAGGUUUUGAGAUGGCAAGGUAAAUUCGUGUGCCGGCUCGAUGGGUUUCUCAUGGUGUUCAUUGUUGUGGAUUUGCUUGGUUGGUUGGCUGAAGAAGAAACUCAAAACGAGUUUGGCGUUGCAGGCGAAUGUAUGGGGAUAGGUCUCGGCUGAUUAAAGAUGAAAGACAAGCACCAUCUGCAUAUAGAGAUAACUUAGUAGUUCGUUUAUAUGGAAAUGAUUUUCUGAUC
Molecule: messenger RNA, 2297 nt
Organism: Triticum aestivum (bread wheat)
Lineage: Eukaryota; Viridiplantae; Streptophyta; Magnoliopsida; Poales; Poaceae
Product: protein NRT1/ PTR FAMILY 4.6
Exons: 4
Coding region: 220-1992 (590 amino acids)
Biological process (GO): transmembrane transport
Cellular component (GO): membrane
Molecular function (GO): transmembrane transporter activity
Source: RefSeq, a predicted model, not a curated record